AUGGAAAGCCAAUUGGAUGUUUUGGAUUCGUCUGACAAUAGCACUGUUCAUGAUGUCAAUACUUCUAGUAAGAUUGGGUUCCCUCUUCCAUUUAUUGAACAAGUUGGAAAUGCGAUUCUUGCGAUCUACAUUCCGCUGGUUUUUAUGCUUGUGUUGGGUAAGUCACCAUUCACGAAGAAGUCUGUUUGCCGGCCGUACCUUUUACGCUAUCAGCGAUUCCAGUACGCAUACUUUGCUCUUGCUAUCUUAUACCCUUACUAUAAAGCGCUUUACGAUUCAACCUCUCCACCGUAUCGUAAAUUUACAGUUAUUAUGCUACCAAUAUGGAAAUUUGGGGCCAAAUAUUUCGUAUUGAGUGCCACACGUGAAUUGGAAGACCUAAUGCCGCAAAUUUUGAGUUUUACGGUGGAUCUAUACAGCACACUUUUCAUGUCUGUUUGCAUGUCAAGUGCCGGAUCUUUGCUCCUGUCUGCAUCAUUUAUUGUAGCCGAUUUGGGACUAACAUUAUUGGAAUUCCGCGAAUUACGAGCCAACGCAUUUGCUGUAGUUCAACUACUCAAUCAACAACGUUUGUCCCAAGGUUAUUUGCAGCCUGCAUUAUCGACUGAGACGCCAGAUUUGCUUGCAAUGAUUCUUGCAGUGUCGCGAGAUCCUCGUGCAAGCAAUGUAGUCUCAAUGCGCGGUGUGCGAUUGCAUGCAUGUCUUCCACAUCCUCUUCCAGAAGACCGGGCUAUCCAACUUCAAGUUCUGGCAGCAUCAGGGUCAUAUCGUCAAAAUGUCACGAACAACACACGAUUGGCUCGACAGCGCAAUCUCAUGUCUCGUUCUUUUCGUAAAACAUCGAUUCAGCCGAUUGAACCAAACUUCGAGAGUGUUGCAACGAAACAAUCUGCACAAAAAGCUGCUCAUUGCUCUGGCGUCUCUGAUUCAAAAACAACAAAGGGAAUACGAUCGGAACAGCUUGUGCUUCAAGGACUCCAAUUGUUAUUUCAUUGUGAAUAUUUGGCACUAGUGGAAUACAUUGAAUGUGUCGUCCCCACUGUAUAUGCCGUGUACAAGUCAUCGCUCGAGCUGCUUCCAAAUAUCGUUUACUAUCCUGGUGGUCCUGGCAAUUGGGGUACCUUUGCUAUAUCCAACAUCGUGCUGUUCGCUCUAAUGGAAAUUGGGUCAUUUCUCUUUUUUUAUCAUUUUAUACAUCGCAAGUUUAAGGUCUCGCCUUUGUACCAGGUCGCUUUCGUAUUUGAAACGCAAGUGAAUCAAGUCCAAUCAAUGUUAUAUAUUUCGCUAGUUCUUCUACUAUCGUACGAGCUCGCUCAUCACGGGGUCGACUUCACUUUCCAGUUCAAUUGGAUCCGAUAA
This is a messenger RNA of Plasmopara halstedii, 1359 nucleotides long. RefSeq lists its product as uncharacterized. Lineage: Eukaryota; Oomycota; Peronosporomycetes; Peronosporales; Peronosporaceae. The coding region runs from base 1 to 1359 and encodes 452 amino acids. The transcript has 3 exons. The record is from RefSeq and is a predicted model, not a curated record.